AUGGGGCCCAAACACAGGAAACAAGUCAAAGGCCAGGUCACCGUAGACCCAAACUCCAAGCCGCUCAUCCAUACAUUGCUACACCCGAUCUCCUGGGUCCUCCACCGGCUCCAUGCCCUCCUCACCACAAUCCUGCUCGCCGUACUCGCGCUCGGCCCCAUGCCCCACCACAUCGGAUUCGUCAUGGAUGGCAACAGGCGGUAUGCCCGUCUGAGAGGACAGAAGGUGGCUAAGGGACACCAACAAGGAAGCGAGAGCCUCAAGCGCACACUCCGCCUCUGCCUGCGCCUCCGUAUCCCUGUUGUCAGCGUGUACGCGUUUGCGAUCGACAACUUUAACCGCCCACCAGAGGAGGUCGACGCCAUCAUGACGCUCGCGAGGGACUCGCUGAGGGAGAUUUGCCAGGAAGAUGGCUUCCUGCAACAACACGGCAUUCGCUUGAGGUGUAUUGGCCGCAUGGACCUGCUCAGCCCCGAGAUGCAGGCCGCCCUGCGCGAGAUGGAGGUCGCCACCAGCGCCAACGUGAAUGGCGUGUUGAACGUGUGCGGACCCUAUGCGAGCCGCGACGAGAUGACCACGGCGGUGCGUGAGGGUGUCGCCGACGCCAGGGCGGGUGUCAUUGAGGAAGACGAUCUUACAUCAGACGAGCUGUUUGACCGCCUUGCUACCUCCCAAUCUGCCGCCGACGUCUCCCCGCUGAUCGAGCACCCGGGCCAGCUGGACAUUUUGAUACGCACGUCAGAUGUCAAGCGUCUGAGCGACUUCAUGAUGUGGCAGUGUGCCGAGGACACGCAGAUCCACUUUGUCAAGACGUACUGGCCCGACUUCGGAUUUACGGACAUGCUGCCCAUCUUGCUGGGCUGGCAGCAAAAAGUAUGGGCGAGGCAGAUGGGAUGGUAG
This is a messenger RNA of Apiotrichum porosum, 900 nucleotides long. RefSeq names its product cis-prenyltransferase (gene RER2). Lineage: Eukaryota; Fungi; Basidiomycota; Tremellomycetes; Trichosporonales; Trichosporonaceae. Gene Ontology annotation, molecular function: ditrans,polycis-polyprenyl diphosphate synthase [(2E,6E)-farnesyl diphosphate specific] activity. The coding region runs from base 1 to 900 and encodes 299 amino acids. Gene Ontology annotation, cellular component: dehydrodolichyl diphosphate synthase complex; endoplasmic reticulum; membrane. The record is from RefSeq and is a predicted model, not a curated record. The transcript has 4 exons.